Molecule: messenger RNA, 963 nt
Organism: Lycium ferocissimum
Lineage: Eukaryota; Viridiplantae; Streptophyta; Magnoliopsida; Solanales; Solanaceae
Exons: 2
Coding region: 1-963 (320 amino acids)
Molecular function (GO): nucleic acid binding; RNA-DNA hybrid ribonuclease activity
Source: RefSeq, a predicted model, not a curated record
AUGCUCGCCAGGAGGCAUCUCUGGGAGUACCUGAGCGAAAGUAGAAGGAAUAAUUAUGGCAGAGCCAAUCCCACUGAAGAGAAAGAUGUGGCCAAUGCUCCCUCACACGUCAUUAAUAUGAUCUUCGACGGAUCUAUGAUCGCCAAAACUAACUUCACUGCAUCAAGAAAAAUGAAGAUUUUGGUAACACGAGAAAAAAGAACUCGAGAAUUUCCAGAUGAGGAUGUGAUUACUUUCUCCAAUGAAGACGCGUCAGACGGUACCCUACCGCACAAUGACGCUCUGGUCAUCACUGUACUCAUUGGUAACUGUCAAGUCAAACAGUUCAUGAUCGAUCCAGGGAGUUCUGCUAAUAUCCUUCACUGGAAGGUGGUGGAAGAAAUAGGAAAUGAUACCGGCUGUAAGAGCGCUCUCCGGUCCGGGUGUGGCUCCCCAAGCUCAGAAGGAAGCUUUUUAGUUCAAGGGGCUGCAUCCAGAGGUUGGACACUCUACACGUAUAGGGCGUCCAAUGUAAAAGGCACGGGGCUAGGUGUGGUACUCCGUACCCCUACAGAAGAUGUUUUAAGGCAAGCAAUCAAUAGCGUGCCUCUAACUAACAAUGAAGCAGAGUAUAAAGUUUUGAUUGCAGGUCUCGAGCCAGCCUGGGGAUUCGGUGCGGAAGUCAUUGAGGCAAAAUGUGGCUCCCUAUUGGUGUUAAAUCAAGUUCACAGAGUGUUCGAAGCCAAAGAGGAGCGCAUGUUGAAGUACCUGGAGAAGGUUCUUUGGUUGCUUGCUCGAUUUCAAGAAUGGACGGUGGUGCACGUCCCUAGAGAAGAAAAUAUAGAAGCCGAUGCAUUGGCCAACUUAGGCUCAUCUACGGAAUCGACGGGCCCGAACCCAGAAUUCGUGGUCCAACUACUGCACUCAGCGUUGGAUCAAUCAGGAUAUAAAGAGGUAAAUUCCACAAGCUUUGUUUGUGACUAG